AAGAAUCUCGCAACCAUGGCUGCCCAGCUUUCCCUCCUGCUCCUCCUGGCACUCGCCCACGCAACGCCGUCCCGUGGCGCCGCCGACGACGGCGGCGUCAUUCGGCAGGUGACCGACGGCUCCCACGCCAGGCCUGGGCUGCUCCCGGAGGUGCAGUUCGCGGCGUUCGUGCGGCGGUAUGGGCAGCGGUACUCCGGCCCCGAGGAGUACGCGCGGCGGCUGCGGGUGUUCGCGGCCAACCUGGCCCGCGCCGCGGCGCACCAGGCGCUUGACCCCACCGCGCGGCACGGGGUCACGCCCUUCUCCGACCUAACACGGGAGGAGUUCGAGGCGCGCCUCACAGGCCUGCAUGCUAGCGGGGACGUCCAGCGGCGCAUGCGGGGGAUGCCGGCCGCCGCGCUGGCCUCACCGGAGGAGGUGGACCGGCUGCCCGCCAGCUUCGACUGGCGCGAGAAGGGCGCCGUCACCGAGGUCAAGAUGCAGGGCACGUGCGGGUCGUGCUGGGCGUUCAGCACGACCGGUGCGGUGGAGGGCGCCAACUUCCUCGCGACGGGGAAGCUCCUCGACCUCAGCGAGCAGCAGCUGGUCGACUGCGACCACACGUGUGGCGGCGCGGCGGCGAGGAAGGAUUGCAACAACGGCUGCUCCGGCGGGCUGAUGACGAACGCGUACGCGUACCUGAUGAAGUCUGGCGGGCUGAUGGAGCAGAGCGCGUACCCGUACACGGGCGCGCAGAGCCGCUGCCGCUUCGACCCAACCCAGGUCGCCGUCCGCGUCGCCAACUUCACCGCUAUGCCCGCCGGCGACGAGGCCCAGAUCCGCCAUGCGCUCGUCCACCGCGGGCCCCUCGCGGUGGGCCUGAACGCGGCGUUCAUGCAGACGUACGUGGGCGGGGUGUCGUGCCCGCUGAUCUGCCCGCGCGCGUGGCUCAACCACGGCGUGCUGCUCGUCGGCUACGGCGCGCGCGGGUUCGCGGCGUUGCGGCUCGGGUACCGGCCCUAUUGGGUCAUCAAGAACUCGUGGGGCAAGCAGUGGGGAGAGGAAGGGUACUACCGGCUCUGCCGUGGCCGCAACGUCUGCGGCGUCGACAGCAUGGUCUCCGCCGUCGCCGUCGCGCCGCCGUGAAUCAAACCAAUUAAUCCAGCACGUUUGCCGGCGUACGUGGACCAGAAAAUGGGAACUCCUGACAUGGCAAGAUAUCGUGUGAACGUACGUGGCAGUGCGGGUGAUCCCUAUAGGGAUAAACAUGAAUAACAGGAUGUCGUCAUGUUGAUAGAAGCAUGUGCCCUCUAGUAUAGGAUCUAUCGCAGCUGCCAGAAAUACUGCUUUAUAUGUGAAGAAGAAUAUGUGGACCGACGGUGUAUAGCUGCUCCGGUUUAUGUAUAUACGUGUGAAUGUGUGCUUUUGCUUACAUCCAAAUAUGUAUGAUUGUAG
Phragmites australis (common reed) is the source of this 1434-nucleotide messenger RNA. RefSeq names its product probable cysteine protease RD19D. Bases 16 to 1125 code for a protein of 369 amino acids. Lineage: Eukaryota; Viridiplantae; Streptophyta; Magnoliopsida; Poales; Poaceae. Gene Ontology annotation, cellular component: lysosome. Gene Ontology annotation, molecular function: cysteine-type endopeptidase activity. The record is from RefSeq and is a predicted model, not a curated record. The transcript has 2 exons.